This is a messenger RNA of Zingiber officinale, 1546 nucleotides long. RefSeq lists its product as uncharacterized. The record is from RefSeq and is a predicted model, not a curated record. The transcript has 7 exons. Bases 318 to 1199 code for a protein of 293 amino acids. NCBI's taxonomy places the organism in Eukaryota, Viridiplantae, Streptophyta, Magnoliopsida, Zingiberales, Zingiberaceae. Gene Ontology annotation, molecular function: protein binding.
CCUAUUUUCCUGAGUCGAUCCGACUCGAGGCAUGGACUCAAUUCAAACUCCCAAUCUCUGCUUCCUUCUGAAAUCCUCCGACGUGAUCAAGAGACCGACCUUUUUUAAUCUGUCAUUUCGAUUCCCUAGGGUUCCGUCUUGUGUCGCUGCGUAUACGAAAGUAAACCCUGACAACGAAGGAGGAACUGGAAAGAGCACAACAGAAGGAUGUCUUCUCGUUCCCAGUUCGCAAGUGCGCUGGGACGAAGCCGUCAGAUUGACAAGAGAGCAAGACCUAUUUCUGAUGGCCCACAGUCUGAUGACUAUAUGCCUUCCUUAUGCGGCAAACCAUCAGUGAGAAAAAGGUUGAAGAGCAAUGCAACAAUUCCAAUUCUUAUAGAAACCAUUAUGAAAGGAAAUGUCGGAGAACAGAAGGUCAUUAUUCAAGAUUCAUGAAUAAGAAUCCCAGGGACAAGCAGAUAAAAUCUAAUCGUGAGGUUGGUAAAGAUGAUCUUAGAUGGAAGCUUAUAAGGAAAAGCUUAUCUCGAAGAAAGCAUCUUGUGGCUGAAGGACAACAUGAUGUUGUUCUGCGUGAAAAACUAUCUCGGAAUGUACAUGCUUCUAGCAGUUCUAAUGCCAAACAACAGCCAAAAGAGUCAAGUGUCCCGAGCCUUGGGAGAAGAAUACCUCCUGCAAGAAGUGCAGAUAAUUUGCUUGAAUUUGAUUCACAUAGAAAGACAUGUUCAGUGACUUUGGAUCAGCCAAGGCAUAGUUCUCCAGAUAGGCUCAUCUGUAUUCCAAGGCAUAUUUCUCCUUCUAGAAGAUACAAGGAACGACAGCAUGUAUCUGGGAUAAGAUCUCUAGAUGCUUCUAUGCCUAGUUAUCCGACAAAUGAUGCAGUAGGUAACACUUCUAGAGCUCUUACUAUGACCAAAACUAUUUCUGUAGAUGCAGCAAGGCUAUUAGUUCGAGCUCCUCCACCAGGAGCUAUUGUGCAGAGAAGUGUAUAUUCGCUCGGGGAACCUCUUACAGUUGGCGACCUGCUAAAAUCACUUGGUCUGGAUAAGUAUACCAUACUUUUCCAAUCAGAAGAGGUGGAUAUGCUUGCGUUAAGGCAGAUGGGAGACAAUGACCUAAAAGAAAUGGGAAUUCCAAUGGGUCCAAGGAAGAAAAUUUUACUUGCAGUUUUAUCUCACACAAAAUGUCAUCAGCAAUGCUAACUUCGAUCUCAUACUCGAUCAAUUUUGUGUUGUUCAUUGCCAUGGUUGGUCAUAUCAAACUGAAGUUUUGCCAGUUUGUCACUACCAUUAGAGAUCUCAUUGCUAAUGCUAUUGCACGUGCACAUCUUGGAACCUCUUUAUGCUCCCCUCAUUAGUAAGAUAUACAAAGAAUGGGCAUAUGCUCUCUAAUCGACUCUCCUAUCAAAAUUUUCAAUUACAAUAGAUUAUGUAUAGGACUUGAAAUUGGUGCAGGCUGAUCUUCUUUGACCAUUAUAUAUUUGCUACGAUCUCAUGUUUCUUGGAAAAUUACAUCACUGGUCCUCAAAGUUUGUCUUUUUUUGAGUUCA